AUGCCAAACCCCGAACUUGUCACACUGCCAGGAAACAGCGAUGUGCUUCGCGAGGCGUCUCAUAUGGCCAACAUUGCGCGCUUCUUGCAUCUGUGGAAGCAUGCCCGAGCACUAGUUGGGACAUAUGGAACCUAUACCACAAUACGCAAUACCACUGUUUUCCGCCGCGCAUCCGCUCCCCGGUCGCGUUCAAGUACCGUAGAGCCAUCCGACACAGAGAUAUUUCUCUCCCUCGAUGCGGCCGAGACUGCCAUCAAUAGCGCACAACCCGACGGCGCCGCCAAAGACGAUCUGCACUUCUUCAACAGCCUCUGGGAAACCACAAUCGCAGUUCUCGAAGAUAUCCUAGCCCACGGUCCAUUGCCCCAGGAACUUUUUGGCUGGGGCAUCUUCGCUCUUUCAACCGGCUACCUUUACUCUCCAUGCGACCGGGAUAUCUUCAGCAACCACAAGCAUCGCCUUCGUUCAGCUUUGAAGAUGAUGCCAUCACUGCACGGACGGAGGAGGAACGAAUACGUCAUAUCUGGGAGUAUAAGCAUAGAGAUGCAUGUGAAGGCAAUGAAGGAGAUUCACACCGUGGGCCAUAUUUUGCUCAGCAGGUUUAGACAAGACGGGUGGAAGAAGGUGAGAUGGUAUCAUGCGACCAGGGUUGCGGAGAGAUGGAUACAAGCGCUUGGUCUUGUGCCUGAAGAAAGGGUAGAGAAGGCGAAUGAAAUGGGCUCUGAGGACCAGGAAGCGCGCUCUGCGUUUACCUUUCCUUGA
Pyrenophora tritici-repentis Pt-1C-BFP is the source of this 762-nucleotide messenger RNA. RefSeq lists its product as uncharacterized. Lineage: Eukaryota; Fungi; Ascomycota; Dothideomycetes; Pleosporales; Pleosporaceae. The record is from RefSeq and is a predicted model, not a curated record.